This is a messenger RNA of Nerophis lumbriciformis (worm pipefish), 1649 nucleotides long. NCBI's taxonomy places the organism in Eukaryota, Metazoa, Chordata, Actinopteri, Syngnathiformes, Syngnathidae. The record is from RefSeq and is a predicted model, not a curated record.
CCUCUUUUACUCCACACACGCUUCUAAGCCUCGGCACAUCUCCUCACAUCGCUACUAACUACACUUUAUUCAUCCUCCGUGUCAGGAUAAACUCCACUCGUCUCAGUCAACUUUGGACAUUAUUAGGCCCGCUUAGCUUGCUACUUGUUUUAGCGCGCUAGUUAGCUUAGCAUGCUAGUUAGCUUAGCUUGUUAGCUGCUAACCAAGAGACGCGGAUUUGAUCAACACAUCGCUUAGUUAAGAUCAAGUGUGAGUGUAAAGUGUUGUGAUUGUGUGAAAAUGUGCGAAAGAACGAUGGCAGAGUACAAAGAAGAACUUUCUCGAACAAAAGAAGAGAAUAAGAGACUACUUCAACUACUGGACGCUGUUUUCAAGAAACCUCAAGUUGUGUUACACAGAACAGACGUCUGUGAAAAAUAUCGUCCACCUGAGCAGCAGGAGGGGUCCUCCAGUGUGGAGCAGAAGAGGUCACAGCACUUCCACGUGAAAGAAGAGGAGCCACAGCCCCCCCACAUUAAAGAUGAAGAAAAACAGCGGCUGUCCCCCCACUUCAUAGAGGAAGACAAGAGACACCUCAUCAGUGUGAAGAGUGAAGAUGAUGAGGUCAAAGGUGAGAGUGAGGAGAAGAGAGAGGCGGAGCCUCCAAGCAGCAGCUCAACUCAACACAUGACAACAGAAGCUGAUGGAGACCACUGUGGAGGAUCACAAGCAGACAAGCUCUUAGCUCCACUAUCAGAUAGUGAGGACACAACGUCACACUCUCCUGACACUGAUGAUGAAGACUCUAAAGAUGAUAAGACAUGUCACACUGACAACACACACUUCACAUGUUCUCACUGCGACAAAACUUUUAAAUACCAUUGUCGUCUAAAAAGACACAUGAGAACACACACUGGAGAAAAACCUUUUUCCUGCUCAGAAUGUGGAAAAAGUUUUGUAACAAAUACACAUUUGAAAAUACACAUGACAACACACACUGGUGAAAAACCUUUUUCAUGUUCAAUCUGCGGUAAAGAUUUUACUCAAAGGUCCCAAUUAAAAUCACACAUGAGAACGCACACUGGUGAAAAACCCUUUUCCUGCUCAGAAUGUGGUAAAAGUUUUGUAACAAAUCAAAGUUUAAAAAUACACACGAGAACACACACUGGUGAAAAACCUUUUUCCUGCUCAGAAUGUGGUAAAAGUUUUGUAACAAAUCAAAGUUUAAAUAUACACAUGAGUACACACACUGGUGAAAAACAUUUUUCCUGUUCAGAAUGUGGUAAAAGUUUUGUAACAAAUCAAAAUUUAAAAACACACACGAGAAUACACACUGGAGAAAAACCUUUUUCCUGCUCAGAAUGUGGUAAAAGUUUUGUAACAAAUCAAAGUUUAAAUAUACACAUGAGUACACACACUGGUGAAAAACCUUUUUCCUGCUCAGAAUGUGGUAAAAGUUUUGUAACAAAUCAAAGUUUAAAAAUACACAUGAGAACACACAAUAGGUGAGAAACCUUUUUCAUGUUCAAUCUGCGGUAAAGAUUUUACUCAAAGCCCCCAAUUAAAAUCACACAUGAGAACGCACUCUGGUGAAAAAAUAUAUUUCUGUUCAAGCUGCAACAAAGGCUUCCGUCACCUAAACACUCUUACAGUACACAUGAGAACACACA